Molecule: messenger RNA, 537 nt
Organism: Lindgomyces ingoldianus
Lineage: Eukaryota; Fungi; Ascomycota; Dothideomycetes; Pleosporales; Lindgomycetaceae
Exons: 9
Coding region: 1-537 (178 amino acids)
Source: RefSeq, a predicted model, not a curated record
AUGGCCCGUGCCAAGGCGGAUCGGACCGAGCAUCGUCAUCUGCGUUGGAGCUGGCAUAUUCAUUUCUAUGAACAGUAUAAAAGAAGGGCUGUGGUUGAUAGGGAAGACCGUGGGUUUAAGGAUGCUGUGGCAGGUAGGAAAAGCGGGGGUCGUUCAUGGAUCUCUCCGCGCAUACUCAUAAAUACUAAAUGCACACUCUUGGCAUUCCAAGGUUUGCCGCGCGCAAUACUUAUUGGACAUUUUGACAAGAGGAUCAAGCCGCGUUAUGCCAAUUGGCUCCUGGGACGUAGCUCAUUUGGUUAUUUUAGCGCGAGACAUCAGCCCCUAAUUCUCGCGCAGCGCGAGUUAAUACCAAACAUACUUUCCUCUGUCGUGAUCUCUUCCAAGGGCCUUGUUAAACACAACUUUCAUCCUAAGAACAUUCUCUAUUCGUUCGUGCGUCUCCAGCUUGAUACGCACAUCAGUACAAAUAGAUCUAGGUUUGCACCAAAGGAGGCGAUUGACAGUGUAUCACCUUCGCCACUAAACUUGGAAUGA